CACAGAACAGGCCCAUCAGAAGAGUUUUCUAUUAAAAAGUCUGUUGGCUUUGUGCUCUUUGAUGCAAAGAUGAAAAUUUUCAGUUCAUGGGAACUGACAGCCCCUGAUAUUUCUUAUGAUGACUUUGCUAAGUGUUAUGCUAUGUGUGUGAGAGAUGACACAGUACACAUCUACCAGCCUGGAGAACCUGCUAUUAUCCUGGAUGAGGUGAGAGUGAAAUGGGUCACCUCUUUACGUCGUAUCCCAACGCCCGGUGCUGAGUAUUCUAGAGAGGCACAAGCUUAUGGCUACCAAAUUGCUGUGCCUGCCCAGGAAGGUGUUCUU
Messenger RNA from Lymnaea stagnalis (great pond snail), 324 nucleotides. The record is from the annotation of a GenBank genome assembly. Lineage: Eukaryota; Metazoa; Mollusca; Gastropoda; Lymnaeidae.